Molecule: messenger RNA, 3372 nt
Organism: Talaromyces amestolkiae
Lineage: Eukaryota; Fungi; Ascomycota; Eurotiomycetes; Eurotiales; Trichocomaceae
Exons: 6
Coding region: 1-3372 (1123 amino acids)
Biological process (GO): biosynthetic process; transmembrane transport
Molecular function (GO): transmembrane transporter activity; pyridoxal phosphate binding; transaminase activity
Source: RefSeq, a predicted model, not a curated record
AUGAAUGAAGAAAUGCAGUCAGAGAAGAAGGAGACGAUAACGGGGUCGCGAGCUGGCGAAGACUCCUGUCAUCCUUGUACGGCUGACUUCUCAAGGGAGAUGACACCCAAGAACGACCCUAUCGACAACGAACCAUUCAAGACUGACCCCGAGCAAGCCCAACACCCGACAGGCACAGAGGUUGAACCUCCCCCAGAUGGUGGCUAUGGCUGGGUCUGUGUGCUGUGCGUCUUUUUAGUUAAUGCCCAUACUUGGGGAAUCAAUAGUUCAUACGGCGUAUUUCUGGCUCAUUAUCUGUCUGACAACACGUUCCCAGGUGCAUCCGACCUAGACUUUGCCUUUAUCGGAGGCCUUUCCCUCAGUAUGGCUCAAUUUACCGCUCCAGCCGCAACGAUCACGACUCGAGAAUGGGGGACAAAGACCACUUUGGCUAUAGGAAUUGUCCUUCAGAGCGCAGCACUGUUGGGAGCGUCAUGGUCGACCGAAAUUUGGCAAUUGUUUCUCAGUCAGGGCGUAUGCUUUGGCUUCGGGAUGGGAAUGCAAUUCAGUGCCACGGUCGGUAUCAUUCCUCAGUGGUUCACCCGCCGACGCUCUCUUGCAAACGGUGUUGCCACCGCAGGAUCAGGGAUUGGAGGUCUGAUAUACUCGUUGGCAACAGACGCACUCAUUCAAAGAUGGGGAACUGGCUGGGCUUUCCGAGUUUUGGCUAUAGUAUCAGCUGUUGCGUCUGGCUUCUGUGCCAUCAUUAUAAGGGAUCGGAACAAGGCAAUUGGAGCUAUUCAAAUUGCCUUCCAUUUCGAGCUUCUAAAGAGACCAGAGUUCUUGCUCACUUUAGCCUGGGGUUGUUUCAGUGUGCUGGGCUAUGCGCUUCUCCUUUUCUCAUUGCCCAGCUACGCAGAUACCGUAGGGUUAACCGCAUCUCAAGGGUCGAUUCUAGGUGCCAUGUUCAACCUUGGAGGAGGCCUUGGGCGACCCGUCAUAGGGUAUGUCAGUGACAGUUUUGGGCGAAUCAACACUGCACUCGUUUCUACCUUCCUGGCUGGGUUGUUUUCUUUGGUAAUCUGGAUCUUUGCCAAAAGUUUCGGUGUCCUCAUCUUCUAUGGUCUGAUUGGCGGCGCCGUUUCCGCAACGUACACGACAACCGUUGCUCCGGUGGGCGCUGAGGUGGUGGGAUUACAACUCUUACCAUCUGCCUUGUCUGUAUUCUGGCUUUCGGUGGUCAUACCGAGCACAUUUGCUGAACCGAUUGCCCUCUGGUUACGGAUCGACAACGGAACCAAUUUUCUACACGCUCAGAUAUUUACGGGCUGCAUGUAUAUGGCAGCGACUGUUUCCAUCUGGCUUGUGCGAGCAUGGAAGAUAUCAGAGUUGCAAAAGACUGGCGCUGAUGGUGAUCCUGUCAAACGGAACGCCGGGGUUAGGCACAACGUUGCCGUCAUGGCAACGAGCGAGGGUGAGAGCAAGACAAUCGCUGUGAAGACAUUGUUCUCGCUGGCAAGGCUGAUAGCCCACCACGUCCUUGAUCGUAUCAUCACCAAUCUGAUCAAUGUGAGCACGUUAUCAUCGAUCACGACAUCAUCAGGCACGGUCGGCUUGCAUAUCCGCAACAUCAACAUGGCUCAACAACAAGAAUCCAGGACCACGCAACGGCCGCCUUUGGAUCUGUCGCAUCACUUUUCGCAGACCACCAAGAACCGACAGAGUAGCAAUGUGAAGGGACUAUACAAAUGGUUUCAGAUUCCGGGGCUCCAGAACGUGGCCGGUGGCCUGCCCCACCAAUCAUACUUUCCCUAUGAUACCCUUGAAGCAGCAGCAGCGCAUCCGUCUCGAUUCAACGAACCAAAGUCUUCAAAGGGAAAGAGCAGUAAGCCAGCAGAAUGGCAUGUCACCGUGCCCAAAAUUCAAGAUACGACCGACAUCCUCCAAAAGAUUGAUCUAUCAACUGCCCUGCAAUAUGGAACCGCUGAAGGUUAUCCACCACUGGCAGCCUUUAUUCGCAAGUUCGCUCGUGAUCAUCUUCAUCCGAAUGUGCCGUACGCCGGAGGACCGGAGGUUGUAAUGACAUGCGGCGCGACGGAUGGACUCGGCAAGGCCGUUGAGGCUUUGACGAAUUCCUGGAAUAAGACCAAGGAUUGGAUUCGGGACAAGGAGGGUGUUCUUUUCGAAGAGUUUGCCUAUAUGAAUGCUGUGCAGACAGUCGAGCCUCGUGGUCUGAAUAUCGUCACUGUUCGCGUUGACGCCGAUGGAAUGAGAGCUUCGGGACCAGGCGGUUUGGCCGAUGUGCUUGAGAAUUGGGACUAUUCCAAGGGAAAGCGGCCGCAUUUGAUGUAUACUGUGACUCUCGGCCAAAACCCUACUGGUAGUACAACGUCCAUCGAGCGCCGCAAGGAGAUCUACAGCUUGUGCCAGAAAUACGACGUCAUCAUUAUUGAGGACGAACCGUACUGGAACCUCCAAUUCCCAUCUUCGCGGAAGCAUGCCGCCGAGUAUCGCGGAGAAGCUGCAGUACAGGCGGAUUUGUUUAAUCGCAACUACAACGCGCACGGCCGAUCUUCUGGUUAUGAAUUUCUGGACAGCCUUGUGCCAUCAUUUUUAUCAGUCGAUGUUGAUGGCCGUGUUGUGCGUUUAGAUACAUUCUCCAAGACAAUCGCUCCCGGCUGUCGUCUCGGCUGGAUUACCGCGCAGCCAGCUAUCGUUGAGCGUAUUACGCGCAUCACCGAGGUCUCGACUCAGCAACCCUCAGGCUUCGUCCAGGUCAUGGUUGCACAACUACUUCUUCAACAGCAAGGCUCACCCGCCACAGCACGCAAAUCAGCCGAUAAAGAAGGUCUUGGCUGGACGCUGGACGGAUGGGUGCAAUGGCUCUCUGGCCUGCGAGACGUUUACGAGCGCCGCGUGCACGACAUGUGCAGCGCUCUCGAAGAAGGUCGCACGGUCGCUAUCGACAAACCUGCCGCGAACAGACGCUCCAGCGGCCUCGAUAGCUGGUCCGUCAUCAACAAAGUACCCAUGUACGAAUUCAACUGGCCCUUGGCCGGAAUGUUUAUCUGGAUCAAGAUCCGCUACGACACGCACCCUCUACUCGAGAUCUACGGCGCAGAAAAAGUGUGCAAAGCGCUAUGGUUCUUCCUGCUCAAGAAACCAUUCCUCAUUCUCUCCGCGCCCGGUACCAUGUUCGCGCCCACGGAGGCCAUGCGUGGUCGCGCAUUCCAGUAUAUUCGUCUCAGCUUUGCGCCCAUGGCUGAGGAAGCGGUCACGGAUAUUUCGCAGCAUUUUGUGGCGGGKUGUCGAGCUUUUUGGCAGUUGGAGAAUUUCGAUGAUAUUCCGGAUGAUGCUUUCGUGCCUGAGAUGAUGGGUAUGCAGAUGUGUUAA